AUGCAACUUAUUAGAAGCUUCCAAAAACUUUCAUCGUUCCUUCUAACCGGAAACGAUGUUAGAUCAACUAGUUCACCUUCACCACCGGUCAUAAAACCCGGAACCACUACCCUAAAGACGCCUAAUAGCCGCCAUUUUCAUGGUUUAGAAGGUGGAGGGAGCUCUUCUUUCAUCAAGAUUCAGGGAAACGACCACCGUGACAUUAGAAUAUCAGAUGAUGAUGAUGCAAGUUGGUGUAGUGGUAUGCUAACGAGUGAGCUAAAAACUUCUGUCACAAAUCUUGAGGCUUCAGAUUAUAUUCGGAGGUUCCAUGAGAGGAACAAACAUGAAUAUGUUUAG
Molecule: messenger RNA, 339 nt
Organism: Lactuca virosa
Lineage: Eukaryota; Viridiplantae; Streptophyta; Magnoliopsida; Asterales; Asteraceae
Source: the annotation of a GenBank genome assembly